AUGCCCUUGGCCUUGAGAUGGAUGAUUGGCUGGAGGGGUGGGGCUGGCUUGGCCGUACUCGUGAUCCUGGCCACACUCCAUCCCAUCGUUGCCAAGAUUCGUCGACGUAGUGAUAGACCACGCUCUGGGACACUUGAAAUUCUCUCAGACGCAAACGAUGCUAAGUUCGAGAUCAUCGCCGUCCACGGCCUCGGGGCGGAUCCAGAUCGCACGUGGACCCAAGCCGUCGAAAGAACCCAAGAACGCGAAGCUGCCGAACAUCGACCUGCACAUGAUCCGGCGAGGAUCCACCUGCUUCAAGAUUUACUCAAAUCCGACUUCCCUCAAGCUAGAAUCCUGAGCUUUAAGCAUAACUCGAACUGGCUGACUGAUGCGCCCGUGAAGACGACCGAGGAGAUUGGCAAAAGCCUGCUGGAGGAGAUAAAGGCUAAGCGAUUAUCCCGACGCCUUCCUAUCAUCUUCAUCGGACACAGCCUAGGCGGUAUCAUCAUCAAGCAGGCUUUAUGUAGGGAUGAUUCUCAAGAGAUCAUCGAUGACACUUCUGGCAUCAUUUUCCUCGGAACCCCUCAUCAGGGUUCGUCGGUGUCUGCUUCUGGCGCUGUUUUGGCCUUCAUGACCGGUUUCCUGGGGUCGGACACAACAUUGCUCCAGUCUCUGAAGAGUCAUGACGGCCAGCUCAGCAAUCUCGCGGACAGAUUUCAGUCUCGCAAGGUCCCGAACCAAGAUCAACCACAGAAAUUCCAAGUCAUAUCUUUUUACGAGACAAAGCCUACCUAUUUACUUGGGUGGCAAUCGCUGGGCCUGGUUGUUUCACGGGACUCAGCUGCAGUCCACAUGGAUAAACAGUAUAGUAUCGACACCGAUCAUUCCAGACUCAACAAGUGUGCGGGGCCGGAAGAUAAGCUGUAUAUGAAGCUGAAGGAGGCAAUAGGCCGCCUGAAGGAUCCAUCACUGCUCGAACAAGCCGACACACUGAUACGCAACGACCACUACACGGAAGAGAGGCUCAAAAUUGAACGACUCUCGGGUGACCUGCUGUCGAUGGAUCAGUGCUACAUCAAUCUUGCCAUUGUGGACCAGUCUGGCCAAGAUGCAGGUCGCUUAAAGGAAGGGGACCCUACGCCCUCCCCGUUUUCCCUCUUUACUCGACAGAAGGUUGAGACACCAGACGAGACGAUCCAGGUCAAGCUGGCGACAAUCUUCAACCAACGCAAAGGACGCGAUGGUCGCACGAUGCAACCAAGAAGAAUCUUGAUCCGAGGACGUGCGGGAGUUGGUAAGACUACCUUGUGCAAAAAGAUGGUCUACGACUUUACCUAUGGUAUACAGACAGAUUUGCAUCACUCAUGGACGGUGUUGUUCGACCGCCUGCUCUGGGUACCUCUACGGAAUAUAAAAGAGCGGUCAGCGGCAGGAUACAACCAUGAGGACCUAUUCUACCAUGAAUAUUUCUAUGGACAGGGUCAUGAGGAUGGCCGCUGUCUCGCCAAAGAAUUAUGGCGAGAAGUGAAGAGGACCAACAGGAUAAAAAGUGGUAAAACCCUGUUUGUCCUCGAUGGUCUGGAUGAAGUAUCCCACGACUUGGAUCGCAACGACGACAUGUCUCGUUUUCUCAAGGAUCUUUUAGAUCAGCCUAAUGUCAUUAUCACAUCCCGACCAAAUGCUAACAUUUUGGGUGGCCUUGGAGAUCUCGAUCUCGAAUUGGAAACAAUCGGAUUCUAUCCAGAUCAAGUGAAAGCCUACAUCGAGGCGGACCCCAAAGUAAAGCCAAAGGCCAACGAGGUCCAGUCCUUCCUUCAACACCAUUGGCUUAUCCAGGGCCUGGUGCGUAUCCCAAUUCAGCUGGAUGCGCUUUGCUACACCUGGGAAGAUUUUGAUUCCGGAACUGUGACGAAUACCAUGACUGGUAUUUAUAAAGCUAUCGAGCAAAGGCUGUGGAAGAAGGAUAUCGUGCGACUACAGAAGCAGCAUGGCGGGCGGCUGGUAACGGCUUCUGACAUCGACCCCUCUUGUGUCGAGGACUUAGUCGAGGAUGAGAUCUGUUUCCUUGAAGGCCUUGCUUUCACCGGACUGUACAACAAUAUGAUAGACUUUACGUCAAAGCAUCGGAACGCUAUAUCUAAGCACUUCAAGUCCAAGGAACUUUUACUCGAUAAGACAAUUCCAUGCCUCUCUUUUCUACGAACGUCGGACCCUUUAUCAAAGAACCCCAUGUAUCAUUUUCUACACCUAACCUUUCAGGAGUACUUCGCGGCGCGGUAUUUUGUACGAAAUUGGCUAGCUUGUCAGCCGCUCAAAUGUCUGGAACCUAACAGCAAAAAGGUCAAGCAGAUCUCUCCCUGCAAGUUUCUUCAGAAGCACAAAUACUCGGCACACUAUGAUGUCUUUUGGCGCUUUGUUGCCGGCUUACUUGAAGCUGAAGGAGAGGACGAGAUCCUCAGGUUCUUGAACACAAUCGAAGAGGAACCCCGGGACCUUUUGGGGCCCACACACCAGCGGCUGGUUAUGCAUUGCCUGAGUGAAGUGGACUCUUCGACAAAUUUGCCAAUUCGAUCGAAGCUGGAAGCAAAGCUAUCACAGUGGCUGCUCUUCGAAUGUGACUUGACAGGAUCCUCACUAUUAGCAAGAGAAUCAGAGUGCCCAGACCAAGCCCUGCGCACCGCCCUGGCAACUGAUACUGGCCACGGAAGAGUGGGUAUUCUAGAAGCACUGCAGCAUCCUGGCAGACACUUAUCCGAGGCAGCGGUUGCAGCGGCGGUGGCGCUGCUCAAGGACGACAAAGCGGCUGUGCGAGACAACGCCGCCCAAGCCUUAGGGCGCCAAUCGAGCCUACCGGAGGCGGCGGCGACGGCGCUGGUGGCACUGCUCAAGGACGACAACGCGGCCGUGCGACAUACGGCCCAAGCCUUAGAGCGCCAAUCGAGCCUACCGGAGGCGGCGGUGACGGCGCUGGUGGCGCUGCUCAAGGACGACGACGCGGCCGUGCGACAUACCGCGGCCCAAGCCUUAGGGCGCCAAUCGAGCCUACCGGAGGCGGCGGCGACGGCGCUGGUGGCACUGCUCAAGGACGACAACGCGGCCGUGCGAGACAACGCCGCCCAAGCCUUAGGGGGCCAAUCGAGCCUACCGGAGGCGGCGGUGACGGCGCUGGUGGCGCUGCUCAAGGACGACGACGCGGCCGUGCGACACGAGGCCAACUAUGCCUUAGGGGGCCAAUCGAGCCUACCGGAGGCGGCGGUGACGGCGCUGGUGGCGCUGCUCAAGGACGACAACGCGGCCGUGCGACGCGAGGCCAUCCAAGCCUUAUGGGGCCAAUCGAGCCUACCGGAGGCGGCGGUGACGGCGCUGGUGGCACUGCUCAAGGAUAACGACGGGGCCGUGCGACGUAGGGCCGCCGAAGCCUUAGAGCGCCAAUCGAAUUUGUUAGACAAGAUCCUCAUAGCUAUUGGGUUAUUGCUGGAAUCCGAGAGAACAGCUGAGACUACGAGCUCUACCCUUCGCAAUCCUCAACCUGUGGAAUUUUUAUAUGAGAGUUUGCUAUGGCGCAGUUUUAAGGAACAAUUUAGCUUGUAUAUUGAUAAUGGCCACAGCUCUUGCAUCAUCAACCAAGCGAGUGGACUCCGAACAGCCUCUUUUGAGCAUAGCAGCCAGUGCGACGAAUUCCUAGCCGUAGUAGGGAAAGGUCGUGAACUUUGGAAUACCCGUGGCUACAAGUUGUGGGACAGUUUGAAGGAAUAA
Clonostachys solani is the source of this 3738-nucleotide messenger RNA. Lineage: Eukaryota; Fungi; Ascomycota; Sordariomycetes; Hypocreales; Bionectriaceae. The record is from the annotation of a GenBank genome assembly.